Messenger RNA from Xenopus tropicalis (tropical clawed frog), 3093 nucleotides. RefSeq names its product neutrophil cytosolic factor 4 (gene ncf4). The transcript is spliced from 12 exons. Gene Ontology annotation, cellular component: NADPH oxidase complex. Gene Ontology annotation, biological process: phagocytosis; respiratory burst. The coding region runs from base 954 to 1964 and encodes 336 amino acids. The record is from RefSeq and is a predicted model, not a curated record. Gene Ontology annotation, molecular function: superoxide-generating NADPH oxidase activator activity; phosphatidylinositol binding. Lineage: Eukaryota; Metazoa; Chordata; Amphibia; Anura; Pipidae.
GCCAUAGGAGGAAGGAGGACUGGGAAAAGGAGAAUCUGUCUGCAAACUAAAAGGUGGGGGUGGGGAAGACCCCUAGCUUGCUUAUUUGUACUUUUAGAUUAAAUUAACACAGAGACUCAUACUGAGACAUUUAAAACCAUUUUAAUCAGCAGCUUAAUGGUUUCAAAGAAUAUCUAUACAGCAUCAUGCAAGGCAACCAGGACAGGAGUGGGCCUUACUUAUAUCCCAAAUGAAACAGCUUUUGCAAGAUGUGGAUAUACUGGAAUACAUUAAUACAGACCAUAACCUGCAAGUACGGCUGAAGUAUAUUUUUUAUAAACAGCUAUUUUUUUUAAUGCAAAGUCACAGCUCUGGGUACUCUUUUUUACCCAAACUUUUCCUUGGAUUCCUAAUGAAAUGAUUCACAAUUUCAAGAUUCCCUGGAAUUCACUUAUCAAUAAUGGUCAUUACUUUGCUUUCAUUCACUUAUAAAGGACUUGCUUUUCAAUUUGAAAUGUCAUCGAAUAAUUAAACAGCAAUGGGAAAUUGCCCUUUGUAUUUGCCUUUCUUUGGAUUCUAAUUGAAAGAGGCAGACUGCUGUCCUGAAUGGUGAACAUGAAUGCGGCUAGGAAUGGAAAUGCCAUGGAUUAACCACAAGUCACUUGCCCCUCCUGUUCUCUGCAUCGUGCCAGGACUAGUGAAUGAAUAAAACAGGACACACACAUAAGAUUGUUGAUAUUACAGGGAAAGCAAGCUUGCACUCUUCUGCACAUGCGCCUGCCUGGCCUGGAGGGAAGAUUAGGCAGAAAAAUCAGAAGACGAUGGCGCCGAGAUUCUUCUGUAGAAAUACCCCAGGUUGGUGCAGAUUUCAACAAACAGGAGCACUGGCCCACAGUAUCAGGUGGGUGCCAAUAACUGGCUGCCAGGAAGCAGGACUUUAAAAGCAUUUCCUCUCCAGUCCAGAGAAUCUGACAAUGUCCCUUCCACGCCAGCUGAGGGAUGAAAGUGAUUUUGAGCAGUUACCAGAAGACGUUCCUGUAUUUGCUCAUAUUGCAGACGUGGAGGAAAGGAGAGGCUUCUCUUUGUACUAUACAUUUGUAAUUGAAGUAAAAACGAAAGGCAGCAGUAAGUAUUUUAUAUACCGGCGGUACAGCCAAUUCUUCACUCUGCACGCAAAGCUUGAAGAAAACUAUGGGCCUGACAAUGGCAUUGCCCCGUACAUCUGCACCCUUCCGGAACUGCCGCCAAAGAUUUUUGUUGGAAACAAGAAAGACAUUGCAGAGACUCGCAUCCCCCUUCUUAAUGGCUACAUGAAGGGGUUAUUGAACUCUCCUACUUGGCUCUUAUUGGAUGAAGAUCUGCGGAUGUUUUACUACCAGACAUUAUCUGAUAGCGAGGGGAUCCCCCGAGCCCUGCGGAGACUACGUCCCCAGACACGCAAACUCAAAAAAGACUCCCAACCCAUCUCUGAUGUAGACAGACCAAGAGCAGAGGCGCUAUUUGAUUUUAAGGGGAAUGCACCUAUGGAGCUAAAUCUAAAGUGUGGUGACCUUAUAUAUCUCUUGAGUUGGGUCAACAGAGAAUGGCUGGAGGGGACUGUGGGUAACAGGACAGGUAUUUUCCCAGCAUCAUUUGUGAGAAUAAUCAAGAAUCUCCCAGAAUUGCUGUAUCAGGUCAGCUUGCUGCGUUGCUAUUUUCAUGACCAUGACAGAUGCCUGAUCAGAGACAUUUCUUUAGAGGAAGAUGUGGGGAAAUGCCCCUCUUAUAAAGAGCUGCUAGACUUAAUCAGAAACCAGUUUCCUGAUGCUGAGGUAGCGCUAAAUAUGAGAGACAAAGAUGGAGAGCUGAUCCGGCUGCUGGACAACAGUGACAUGGAGUUUCUCAUUACACGGGGGAAACGGCCACCUCGGGCAAAAAACUACUUUCCGUGGGAGUUGCAUGUAACCCAUGAGGAUGAUUUGGAGGCGUACAAGACUGAGGCAUGAGCAAUUUUGAAAGCUUAAAAAUUUAGGGGCAAAUCUGAAAGGGUUCCCAGAAGUUAAUCUCAGUAACAGUUAGCUCAGUUACCCAACAAAUUCCUGACAGUACAGAAAGUGACAAUGUGGCACAUUUAUCAAAUCAGAUCAGUAUAUCAAUUUGUCAGAAUGUUACUGACUGCUUUAAAAUGUCGAAAACCAUUCUCUUCUAUGGCAUGGUAGAAUUCAUCAGCACCACUGAGCUCUAACACCCCACCAAAUCAAUAACCCACAAUAAUAAAUGCAAUGCAGGUUAAUUAGAUGCUGAAAUGCUGGAACAAAUAUUUUCCCUGCUUUCUCAUUCGAUCAUUGCUCAUUCAGAAUAUGCCAACUUGUCUCUUGUCCCAGGGAUCCCUUGUGGCUGCCCUGGGCAGUGUGUAUGGCCGGCAGAAAAUGAUUGGAACUUAGAGUAAAAUCCAAACCUGUAGUCUACUGUGCAUGCACACGUCCAAGGGUAGCCACAAGGGAUCCCUGGCGCAACAGAACAACAAAGAUGGCAGUGCUCAAUAGAAUAGUACCCCGCUGGUGCUGGCCCGGGGUCGGUAAUUAUAAUUGUGCCUUACAGAAUGGUGCCCUCCAGUGAUUAACACUUUUCUUGUACUAUCAAUGCUGCAACCCUAAAAUCUGUGUGUUAACAGCACUCAUCACGUAUCAGUGUUUUACAAUCUUCACACAUUUUAUUGUGUAAUUCACUAUUUAUUGUAAGAUAUCUCUUUCCUAUUAAAUGGAAUCCCCAUUCUCACUUGUGUGAUUUAGGUCCCUGAUUUUCUCGUCUAAAUUCGAAAUCUCUCAUUCUGGCAAAUUAGUUUAUUCAGAGCUGCAUGACUGGGCCAGUUAAAAAACUAUAGAUAAAAUGCAUGUUGUUGGACAGACGAAUAUUAAAUAACAUUUGUAAAUAUUGAAUUGGAACUCCAUAUUGUAGCAUUAGUGUCUUGAUGGAAACAGACUUCUUUUGCACUGUUAUACAGAACAGUAUGUGGGCCGUAUAGUGCAGCUUCAUGUACUUCAUUCUUACUUAGACCUAGAAGAAAAAGUCCUCAUCCAGUUAAAAUGCUUACACUGUUACAUGGCAUUCCAGCCAAUAAAGCACUGGCUCUUA